Messenger RNA from Menidia menidia (Atlantic silverside), 1794 nucleotides. NCBI's taxonomy places the organism in Eukaryota, Metazoa, Chordata, Actinopteri, Atheriniformes, Atherinopsidae. The record is from the annotation of a GenBank genome assembly.
CCGUCACAAGUGUCGCAAUCAGACCUCGAGCCGUUCGCCGGCUCGGAGUGUCGUAAAAGCACUGUCCUGUCCACAGGCAACGCUGCAAGGCGCAGUAGCCUUCCGUUUUCACCGGGUGCACGUGCGUGUGCGUGUUUCAGCGUGACUGCUGAGGUGAAGGGAAAAGUCUUCUCCAUUAGCAAACACGGCUGGCUAGCAUGGAGGGAGCCGACGAGUACAGCAAGUACCGCUCACCGCUGGUGUCCAGGUAUGCCAGCAAAGAAAUGGCCUACAACUUCAGCGACAGGAAGAAAUUCACAACCUGGAGGAAGCUGUGGAUCUACCUGGCCAAGGCUGAGAAGGCUUUGGGGCUGCCCAUCACCGACGCUCAGAUCCUGGAGAUGGAGAGCCGCGCCGAGGACAUCGACUUCGCCAUGGCCGCCGAGGAGGAGCGCAAGCUCCGGCACGACGUCAUGGCCCACGUGCACACCUUCGCCAGCUGCUGCCCCGCCGCCGCGCCCAUCAUCCACCUGGGAGCCACCUCGUGCUACGUGGGAGACAAUACCGACCUGAUUAUGCUGCGCGAUGGCUUCGACAUCCUUCUGCCUAAGCUGGCCAGAGUCGUUGACAGGCUUGCAAACUUCGCAGAGAAAUACGCUGACCUGCCCACCCUCGGCUUUACGCACUACCAGCCCGCCCAGCUGACCACUGUGGGGAAGCGAGCGUGUCUAUGGCUGCAGGAUCUGGCCAUGGACAUGCGCAACCUGCAGCGAGCGCGCGACGACCUGCGCUUCCGAGGGGUGAAGGGGACCACCGGCACCCAGGCCAGCUUCCUACAGCUCUUUCAGGGGGACCAUGACAAGGUGGAAGAACUUGACAGGAUGGUGACGGAAAUGGCCGGCUUUAAAAAAGCCUACCUGGUGACUGGACAGACAUACAGUCGUAAGGUGGACGUCGACUGUCUGUCCAACUUGGCCAGUUUGGGAGCAACUGUCCAUAAGAUCUGUACAGACAUCCGUCUGCUGGCCAACCUGAAGGAAAUCGAGGAGCCUUUUGAGAAAGAGCAGAUUGGCUCCAGCGCCAUGCCCUACAAGAGGAACCCCAUGCGCUCGGAGCGCUGCUGCAGCCUGGCCCGGCACCUGGUGGCGCUGAUGGCCGACCCGCUGCAGACGGCCUCCGUCCAGUGGCUGGAGCGCACGCUGGACGACAGCGCCAACCGGAGGAUCUCCCUGCCCGAGUCCUUCCUCACGGCGGACAUCAUCCUCAGCACGCUGCAGAACAUCACGGAGGGCCUGGUGGUCUACCCCAAAGUCAUAGAGAGACACAUCCGCCACGAGCUGCCCUUCAUGGCCACGGAGAACAUCAUCAUGGCCAUGGUGAAAGCGGGGGGGAACCGGCAGGACUGCCACGAGAAGAUCCGCGUCCUGUCCCAGGAGGCGGCGGCCGUGGUCAAACAGGAGGGCGGAGACAACGACCUGCUGGCAAGAGUCCAGCGAGACCCGUACUUCGCUCCCAUCCUGGGCCAGCUGGACGCCCUGCUGGACCCCAAGACCUUCAUCGGCCGAGCCCCUCAGCAGGUCAGCAGGUUCCUGUCAGAGGAAGUGCGCCCCCUGCUGGAGCCCUACAAGGCCAAGAUGGAUGUCAAGAUUGAACUGGAGCUGUGACACACACAUAGCUUCUGCCACGCACGCAGGACUGGAGAAAGAGACUUUUGGUGCUCCUUGAUGAAUCAAUAAAGAAGGUGGUUGUCAUUUCUCUCCACUUGUUUUUUUUUUAUUUUGGUCAGCUGCUUUUUAUUGCCAGUACUACUGCCAG